AUGAUCACAGGGUACAUGAAAGCUAACAAGGUUGCAUUAGCUGAGGCAGAGUUCAAAGACAUGACAGUGAAGAAAAAUCUCGUAACUUGGAAUGCUAUGAUCUCUGGUUACGUCGAAAACUCUCGGCCAGAAGAUGGAUUAAAGCUUUUCAGAGCAAUGAUGGAGGAAGGAGUUAGGCCUAAUGCCUCUGGACUGAGCAGCGAGUUGUCGGCGUUACAGUUAGGGAGUCAAAUCCAUCAAAUAGCCAUGGAGAAGAAAGACGUUGUGGCGUGGAAUGCGAUCAUGUCCGGGUAUGCACAGCACGGUAAAGCGGAAAAGGCGCUGUCUUUGUUCUGUGAGAUGAGAGAUAACCGGACCAAACCGGAUUGGAUAACAUUUGUUGCGGUUUUGCUGGCUUGUAACCAUGCUGGACUGGAGUAUUUUGAUUCGAUGGUGAGAGAUUACAGGGUAGAACCGCGGCCUGAUCACUACACGUGUAUGGUUGAUCUUUUGGGCCGGGCUGGGAAGCUGGAGGAGGCGUUGAGGUUGAUAAGAUCAAUGCCGUUUAGACCGCAAGCUGCGGUUUUUGGGACGCUCUUAGGGGCUUGUAGAGUGCACAAGAAUGUGGAAUUGGGUGAGUUUGCAUCUGAGAAACUGCUUGAGCUUGACCCGGGAAAUGCAGCCGGGUAUGUGCAGCUUGCGAAUGUCUACGCUUCGAGGAGUCGUUGGGAAGACGUUGCUAGGGUUCGCAAGAGAAUGAAGGAGAGCAAUGUCGUCAAGGUACCUGGAUACAGUUGGAUCGAGAUUCGAAACAAGGUUCACCAUUUUAGGUCAAGUGAUCGGAUUCACCCUGAGCUAGACUUGAUACACAAGAAACUGGAGGAGUUGGAGAAGAAGAUGAAACUGGCUGGAUACAAACCGGAGCUAGAGUUUGCUUUACACGAUUUAGAAGAAGAGCAGAAAAAGAAUCUAUUGUUAUGGCAUAGCGAGAAGUUAGCUGUUGCUUUUGGGUGCUUGAAACUACCUCAAGGUUCACCGAUACAAGUGUUCAAGAACCUGAGAAUCUGCGGUGAUUGUCAUAAAGCAAUCAAAUAUAUCUCCGAGAUUGAGAGACGAGAGAUCUUAGUGAGAGACACCACAAGGUUUCACCAUUUCAAAGAUGGGUCUUGCUCUUGUGGCGAUUACUGGUGA
Molecule: messenger RNA, 1170 nt
Organism: Microthlaspi erraticum
Lineage: Eukaryota; Viridiplantae; Streptophyta; Magnoliopsida; Brassicales; Brassicaceae
Source: the annotation of a GenBank genome assembly